Culex quinquefasciatus (southern house mosquito) is the source of this 6350-nucleotide messenger RNA. Its product is annotated as 5-hydroxytryptamine receptor. The transcript has 8 exons. Gene Ontology annotation, biological process: adenylate cyclase-activating adrenergic receptor signaling pathway. Gene Ontology annotation, molecular function: G protein-coupled amine receptor activity. Gene Ontology annotation, cellular component: membrane. Lineage: Eukaryota; Metazoa; Arthropoda; Insecta; Diptera; Culicidae. The record is from RefSeq and is a predicted model, not a curated record. The coding region runs from base 2823 to 4895 and encodes 690 amino acids.
GUUGUGGAGUUCCGGAAGUAGAGUUGGGAUUCUGGGCGCGCCAUGGCUCCGAAGCGUGGAGUGAGAGAAGGUGUCUGUGUACGUCAGAAUGUCUGAGCUACGGUGAGAGGUUGUGUCUUCGGGAGAAGGAGUUGACGACGACGACGUCGGUUCCAGGAAGUGAAGACGACGGCCUUGCGGGGUAACGGCUGGGUUGGCGGAGGAGACGGGGUAGAAUCUCCUGCGUUAUCCUUAAACACGAACUCGUCGUCGCCAGUGGAAUCAAUCGGUAGCUGAACGUCGUGAAGGUCGCACGUGCGUCGUCCUCGUAUACGCUGUGUACGGAAGAUUUCGGAGAUCUCGUACCAGCGCGGAACUCACGCGAUGAGUGCCGAAUGAGUGCGCGCGUGAUGCGUGAGUGAACAACUUACGAGGAAAGUUUGGAGGGGUUGUGCUUUCCAGAUCAUUAAGGUUGUUCAAUUAUGCGGCGACUAGCAGGUAGAGUUCAGCCGGGAUUGACGCCGCUGGAUGAAAUGAUGAGUUAAGCGGGAUGAGUUCCCGCACCAAGAAAUUAGUGAUUUAAGGUGAUCAAUAAUGAAGGAAGCAAACCCGCCACAACGACGUCCGACAAAAGUGGCGUGGAAGUGGAACGACCUUCUGAAAUAUUUUUAAUUAGCGAAUUAAACGCUCUCUCUCAGUUUUAUGUGAAAGCAAGUGGCAGAAAACUAAUUUUGCGCGCCAAAGUGUCAUCGCGUGAAUGAAUUAGUGGCGGGGCUAAAUCAUGUGAUGCACCGUGAUUAGCGUCAACCGUGAAUGUUUUCGCCUGCAGCGAAAGAUUAGCGCUCAAUUUAAGAGGAGUCCGCACAAACAGCCCGCCGGACAAUUAAAGCUUCAUCAUGAAAUAAUAAAUCAUAGCUUGUUAGCGUAACCCUUCAACAGCAACAUUAAAUGUAAUCAAAGUGUUGGUGUGGAAAAUUCAAACAAACUGAAUAAAAUAUUUAAUCAAAAGUAGUUAAACUUAGAACAGCAUUAAAAGAAGAAAACUCAAGCAAAUAAAUUAAACUGUUAUUGCCAGCUGCAAGCCGGUGUGCCGCAGGUUCAUGUUAGUUACAUAACUGUCCGUGUGUGUGUGUGGGCGCGCGAGCGUCUGUUGAUAUCAAAUAUUUUGGCUAAAUUAUUGAACCAUAUUAAACGAAUACACACAGUUACACACGCGAGCAGACGAGUUUUCCCACUGGAAAAUAACGGCCAGCCCAUAAAACCUUUAAUAAAAGAUUCGGAAUCACCUUUUUGGCGGGGCGUUUUUCGAGAUGAGAAAGAGGAAAAGUCGGUUUUCGGAAAAAGUAUCGAUAUAGCCGCCCGAACGGGGUUUGGCUGGAAGCCAAAUGAGAGCAGAGCUCGGUUAGUGUUAUUAUUAAAUAUUAAAGUGGCCGGUCAGUAUCAAAUACGAUCAAUGGCGUGAGUGAGCGGUGGCGGGGAAAACGGAAAAUUACAAACAUCGAGAAGAAGGAAAAUCUCAUCGGGGAGAGCGAAAAAAAAAAUCAUUCGUGAAAAAGUGGCAAUCAUAUUGCGAAGAAUAAAUAAAAUAUUAAAAAUUAUUUACGAUUUCGGGGGGCGCGCGAGAGCCGUGAUUUUCAUCGAUUUUUCCAACGGGUGCGCGCAAUUCCGAACAGGUGUUUCCACACAAUGAAAAAUAGAGUCGCUCUCCUUGGGGUUUGGAGGUCGCCGCCGACGGCGCGUUUGAUCCUUGCGCUUGACUCGUGCGUCAAAGCUUGAUGGAAAGGCGCCCCUUUUUUCGGAACGAGUAAUAAUAGCAACGCACGCGAGCGCCUGGAAGGUAGGCUACGUGCGCUGCACGUAGUUGGGCGUGCUCUCUCUCUAGAGAGAAGCAGCGAUUCGCGGACUGUUUAAGGUGUGACGUCAACAAUCCCACGUGGCCAGCCAGUCGCUGCACCGUUUCCGGAAGCAAAAAAUCCCAAACCCAAAUUCAUGUCCUCUGCCGGCCAACCAGCAGCAGCAGCUUCGGGGGUUGCCGUUUGUGUAUCAAAUUUAUUUUCAAUUGAAUUUUAAACACUUUCGAGCAUUCCGUGUGACCGAAACGCAAAAGCGUCGCAAAAAAAGCAUCCGCCGGAACGUCACCGGUUAGAAAGGCCCAUUUUUCUGACGGGGAGGGGGUGGAAGGACAACAAGUCAUCUAAAUUUUGGCCAGCCAACACACGUGGUGCGACGACGACAACGGUCAAACCAAACUUGCGUGGUUUUUCUUGCGUGGUGAGCAUAGCCAAGGAGCAUCUGACAUGGACCAUCGGGAUGGAUCACCAACGGGGCAAGCACCAGCCGAUUCGGCGGACAGAGCCGGACGUCACGUCAAUCGAUAUGGGGACGAUGUCCACUAGGUCGUGGUUUUGAUCAAUCGUAGACACAUCCGUGAACCGUCGCUCGUGCACAACCUUGGCGAAACUGUCGUCAGAACGUCGCAGAGAAGAAGAAAAGGAAAAAGAAGGUUCAAUCAAAAUCAAAACAAACACACCGACUCCAGUGAAAACUCACGGCACACGAUGGCCAACAUGGAAAACGGUUGACGUCGGUUCUCCGACGUGGUCAGUUUCAAGUGAGGGGUAAAGAAGCAGUUUUAUCAAAGUCAAUACAGUGCGAAAAGAUGAAAGUCGAGCGCAGCUUGUGCAAAGUGACGAGAGUUGGGUGUCAAGGCGCGUAGAAUCUUGCAAGGUUAGAGGAGUUAAGCCCAGGAAUUGUCAAGUUUGUUUACGAAAUGAUGCACAAAGGAAAGAGCAAAAGUGGCGCCAACCUUACAGUACAGCAGCGUUGAGUCGAGUUCACCAGCCAUGGCCGCAUCCACGAGGGGUGCCGGGUCGGCGGUUGGUGGCCGCCGAGUGACAGAAGCGUCCUUUACGUGGCCAUCGUGGCCGUGGUCCUCGUCACGGACGGUUACCGAGAGUAGUAGUGGUGGUGUUGGUAGUGGUAGCAGUAGUACGAGGGAUAGUGGCUCAACGACGACCUCCAGCUGGACGUCCGCGGCCACUUCGACGGGGAGUGUCACCGGCGGUGAUCGGGACGCCCUGCUGGACGAUGAUUACGACAACACGUCGUUUCUGGACGACCUGCUGAGAAAUGACAACGGCAGCAGUAGUAGUAGUGGCAGUGACCUCUUCACUGGACUGCUGUCAAACUUCAGCGGGACGACGGCGAGCUCCGCUGCGAACUACACGACCGAGUUCAGCGUCAAUGUCAACGUGUCGAGCAGUGUUGCCAGCGUCGCAGCGGAGCGUAGUUCCCGGCUGUCGCUGGGCGCACUGCCAGAUCUGCUCGAGGAGGACGAGCUGAUGGCGCUGUGGAACUGUACGAACUGCUUUUUGCUCAAUUAUGGGAGUUCUGGGGGGAUCGGAGCCGGUAACGGAAGUAACGGGUUGCUCAAUGUGACCCGGAAUGGGACCGGUGGUUGGGAUAGGGACGACUGGAUGUUUUUGAGGCCGAACGGAAGCUUGAGUGGGAGUGAUUUUGGGAGUGAGAAUGGAAGCGGCGGAGGAAUGGUGUUUGACGGCGAGGAUAUGGAGACUACCAUCUACCUGAUACGGGUGAUUGUGACGGCGGUCGUGCUCGGGAUCGUGAUACUGGCGACGGUGAUAGGAAACGUCUUCGUGAUUGCGGCGAUUCUGCUGGAACGGAACCUGCAAAGCGUCGCGAACCAUCUGAUAUUAUCGCUGGCGGUGGCGGACCUGCUGGUGGCCUGCCUCGUGAUGCCGCUGGGGGCCGUGUACGAGGUGUCCAAGGAGUGGCGGCUCGGAGCGGACCUGUGCGACAUGUGGACCUCGAGCGACGUGCUGUGCUGUACGGCGUCGAUUCUGCACCUGGUGGCGAUCGCGCUCGAUAGGUACUGGGCCGUCACGGACAUCGACUACGCCCACCAGCGAACGGCCCGCCGCAUCGGCUACAUGAUCAUCGUGAUCUGGACGCUGUCCGUGCUGGUGUCGAUCGCGCCGCUGCUCGGCUGGAAGGACCCGGAGUGGGAGGCCCGCGUCUACCAGGACCUGCAGUGCAUCGUGUCGCAGGACAUCGGCUACCAGAUCUUCGCGACGGCGUCCAGCUUUUACGUGCCGCUGCUGGUGAUACUGUUCCUCUACUGGCGGAUAUUUCUGGCCGCUCGGAAAAGAAUCCGCCGGAGACAGCAGGGUAAAACAAUUGUGCAAUUGAUACCAAAAACUUUAGCUGCUCAGACCCAUCCUGAACCCUUGGCAAAAGCUUCAUGUAUGGCACUAACAUCGAUUGGUUUCCGCUGGAAGGUAACGGCCUCGCAGCCCAACAACGCGAUCGGCGGCCCGACGGCGAACGUGGUCGGCGGUUCCGGCGGCAUCGCGGCGGCCGUCGUGGCCGUGAUCGGGCGGCCGCUGCCGACGAUCAGCGAAACGACGACGGCCUUCACGAACGUGUCGUCGGCGAACACGAGCCCGGAGAAGGGUUCGCUCGGGAACGGGCUGGAGCGGGACCGGAUCGACGUGGACCCACCGACGGCGGACCUCUCGGUGGCGUACCCAUCGGGCGGGGGUUGCGGUCCGGGGCCGUCCUCUUCGAAGCCAUCGAUCGCCAAGAAGAAGAACCAAUCGGCGACGGACUCGAAGCGGGAACGGAAGGCGGCCAAAACGUUGGCCAUCAUAACGGGCGCGUUCGUGUGCUGCUGGUUGCCGUUCUUCAUCAUCGCGAUCCUGCUGCCGACCUGCACCGCCUGUGACAUCUCGCCGAUCGCGAUGAGCGUGUGCCUGUGGCUGGGCUACUUCAACUCGACGCUCAACCCGAUCAUCUACACCAUCUUCUCGCCCGAGUUCCGGCACGCGUUCAAGCGGAUCCUGUGCGGCCGGAAGCACAGCCUGCGGCGGGCCCGCAACGUGCGCCACCUCAGGUAAGACGAGGCCACCCAGCUGGAUGGCGGCGGAAGGGGCGAGCGCACGUCCGACGUGGAGCGGUCCGCCACCACCGGCUAUCGGUGAAGUGUAAAUAGGAAAAAGAAGAAGAACACGUUAGUAGCUGUAGCUAUCCAAAUGUACACGAGAACCUAAAACUGCUGGUUGAGAGGAACUUGGCAGUUGCGGAAUGAUUAUUGACGACUUACUAGGGGAAAUUCUCGUAUGUUUGGCAAGUUAAACACCUCAUCCAUUGUGCUGAUUUUUACCUUUUACCAACUCUUUUCGAAAACUGUUGAUUUCUUGUUUGUUCACUUCCGAUUGAGCUAUUUAUCGCUCGUUUCCAGUUGAAAACGAUGUUUAUGAGCUGUAAUUAAACGUCAAUGUGCUGAUAUGACAACAUUAGAGGUACGAUGGAGUUAGGUGCAAACUUUUUAAAAUGUUGGUCUAUUUUAUGUGGAGUGCCACAUUGUUUUCUUUUGACUGCUCACUAUGCAACUUAAACAUUAUCAAUUCAAUAUCCAGAAAUAUGAAAAUAGGACAAUGGACAAUUUUCCACUUGAUCAGAAACCACUCACUCAUCGCCGAUUAAAUCGUUGCCAAUUGAAGCGCGCCACCAUACGUGAGCGACUACGACUCGCUUGCAGUCAGCGACUUGUCCAAUCACAUCACACAACGAUGCAAAUAAUUCGUGAAUUUCAUUGCCUACUCCCUUCGUCGACGACAGUCACAAACAAAUGUGCUCAGAGCAGGCAAACAGCGCCGAUCGCAAACUAUUUUUCAUCAGUUCGGAGCGACAUAGCGCAACUCAGAGAGGCCUAAGUCAUUCACUGUAUAUACCGAUUCGAGUGAGAGGGAGAGCAGAAAAAAAUGUUUUAAUCGGUAGCGAUUGGUGUAGUAGUGACAAACGAUAGGAUCUCUCAUUAGACCAAUUUUGCAUCACGUCCAAUUUGUGCUCGCUAGUGAUUGCGUCGAUUUUAAACAAAUGCUUUGAACAAAUGUUUGUUUCAGCACUUAUUUUGUUAAGUGCUUAUGCUUAAGUAUUUUGUUUUAAAUUUGAUUCACCAAAAUAGUAAAUGGUAAACGUUUUGAUCAAAUCUGAACAAAUUUGCGAAAUUGACAAAUCAAAUUUCCUUAAAUCUGACAAAAGUGGAAAUAUCUUCUGACAUGUUUAAAUUUUAAAAUUCCAAAAGAACCAGAUUUAGGGGUGAUUUUCAAUUUGCAUCAUCACCUUUUGCUUCAUGUUUUUGCACGUUUUUUUAUAGAACUCACCUCAAAUUUAAUAAAAUACUUGUGGCUUGUGGGAUCCUAUGUUCAAAUUGGACCUGCACCCAGAACUGCACCCAAAAUUCAGAGUCGAGAUAAUUGUUCUCUCAAAAUUUAUUGAGGGCUCAGUGCCAAAAUCGAUAGAAUAAUGGUACCGACUCACACCAUCAUAACAAAUGAGUUCAUUCGUUA